AUGGUCUCCCAAUUGUUCGAAGAAAAAGCUAAAGCUGUCCAAGAAUUACCAAAGAAACCUUCUGAUGAUGAAUUACUACAAGUAUACGCGCUUUACAAACAAGCAACUGUCGGUGAUAACAACAAGGAAAAACCUGGUAUUUUCAAUUUGAAAGAUCGUUCUAAAUGGAACGCUUGGGAAGAAUUGAAAGGUAUGUCCCAAGAAGAAGCUGAAAAGAAAUACAUUGAAUUAGUAGAUUCCUUAUCUGCUAAAUACGCUUAA
Naumovozyma dairenensis CBS 421 is the source of this 261-nucleotide messenger RNA. It is a transcript of the gene ACB1, whose product is annotated as long-chain fatty acid transporter ACB1. NCBI's taxonomy places the organism in Eukaryota, Fungi, Ascomycota, Saccharomycetes, Saccharomycetales, Saccharomycetaceae. Gene Ontology annotation, biological process: fatty acid metabolic process. Gene Ontology annotation, molecular function: long-chain fatty acyl-CoA binding. Bases 1 to 261 code for a protein of 86 amino acids. The transcript has a single exon. The record is from RefSeq and is a predicted model, not a curated record.